AGUCCCGGCCCGCCCGCCUAGGGAGCGGCUGGUCCCUGCGCAGAACAAUCACUUUCUGGAGAUCCCGCUCAAGUCCCUGCAGUUCUCAUCUCUCGGCUUUCUCCAUCCGGACCCCUGGUCCCAGUCCCUAGCAGAGACAUGGAAGAAUUUUUGCAACGCGCCAAAUCUAAACUGGAUCGAAGUAAACAAUUGGACCAGGUCCAUGCAGUUAUCGGACCUAAGUCAUGUGACCUGGAUUCUCUCAUUUCUGCCUUCACAUAUGCGUACUUUCUGGACAAGGUCAGUCCUCCUGGGGUCCUCUGCUUGCCAGUGCUGAAUAUCCCAAGAACUGAGUUCAACUACUUCACAGAGACAAGGUUCAUUUUAGAAGAGCUGAACAUCUCAGAAUCAUUCCACGUAUUCCGAGAUGAGAUUAACCUGCAUCAGUUGAAUGAUGAAGGGAAGCUGUCAAUAACGCUCGUGGGCAGCCAUGUCCUGGGGAGUGAGGACAGAACUUUGGAAUCUGCAGUUGUCAGAGUCAUUAACCCUGGAGAGCAGAGUGAUGGUGAGCUGGGGUUCCCGGAGUCUUCCUCCUCUCUGGUGCUAAAGGAGCUCUUGCGUGAGGCUCCGGAACUCAUCACCCAGCAGCUGGCACAUCUCCUCAGAGGCAGCAUCCUAUUCAAGUGGAUGAGCAUGGAUCCUGAGCUCCCAGAGAAGCAGGAGGAAAUUCUCUCCAUCCUGGAAGAACAGUUUCCCAACCUGCCUCCAAGGGAUGACAUCAUCAGUGUGCUGCAGGAGAGCCAGCUCAGUGCUCAGGGUUUAAGUCUUGAACAAACAAUGUUGAAAGAUCUAAAGGAGCUGUCAGACGGUGAAAUAAAAGUGGCCAUCAGCACGGUGAACAUGACCCUGGAGGACUGCCUGCUUCACAGCAACAUCACCAGUGAUUUGAAAGCCUUCACAGACAAGUUUGGCUUUGAUGUCCUCAUCCUGAUCACAAGCUUUACAUCGGAGGAGCAGCAGAGGCAGCAGAUUGCUGUGUACUCCCAGAAUCUGGAACUGUGCAGUCAGAUUUGCUGUGAGCUGGAAGAAAGUCAGAACCCUUGCCUGGAACUGGAGCCCUUUGAAUGUGGCUGUGAUGAGAUCCUGGUAUACCAGCAGGAGGACCCUUCUGUGACCUGUGACCAGGUGUUUCUUCUUCUCAAGGAGGUCAUCAAUAGGAGGUGUGCAGAGAUGGUCUCUAACAGUCGGACAUCCUCAACAGAAGCCGUGGCAGGCAGCGCCCCCCUGUCCCAGGGCUCUUCCGGCAUUAUGGAAUUGUAUGGUUCUGACAUCGAGCCACAGCCCAGCUCUGUGAAUUUCAUAGAAAACCCUCCAGAGCUCAACGAUUCUAACCAAGCUCAGGUGGAUGUCAACGUAGACCUUGUUAGCCCUGACAGUGGCUUGGCCACCAUCAGAAGCAGUCGCUCAUCCAAGGAGAGCUCAGUCUUCCUCAGUGAUGACAGCCCAGUGGGGGAGGGUGGUGGGCCUCACCAUAGCCUUCUCCCAGGAUUUGACUCCUACAGCCCCAUUCCUGAAGGGAUAGUUGCAGAAGAGCAUGAACGCUCUGGAGAACACAGUGAACACUUUGACCUCUUCAACUUUGACUCAGCACCCAUCGCUUCUGAGCAGUCCCAGCCAUCUUCCCAUUCUGCAGACUACUCACCAGAAGAUGACUUCCCCAACAGUGAUUCAUCAGAAGGAAACCUCUCUGCUGGGCCGAAGGGACUUGGCGAGAUGGGGAUCACCAUGUCCAAUUACUCCUCCAGUUCUCUUUUGUCAGAGGCCGGUAAGGACAGCCUUGUGGAAUUUGAUGAAGAGUUUGUCCAGAGACAAGAAAGCUCAGGCGAUAACUCUGAAAGAAAUUUAAGCCUGACACGUUUUAUAGGAGAGGACCCUUCUUCCCCUGAAAGGCUGAAGAAUAUUGGAAAGAUGAUCCCACCAACACCUAUGAACAGCUUUGUUGAAAUCUCACCAUCAACUGAAGAGCCAACUCCACUCUAUCCUGAAGAUAUAGUCCAAAAUGCAAUUGAUACAGGGCAUCUGGGCCCACCUCAGACCCGUACACGGUGUAGAAGCUGGUGGGGUGGCUUGGAGAUUGACUCUAAAAACAUUGUAGACGCAUGGAACGCCAGUGAACAAGAAUCCGUCUUCCAGAGCCCUGAAACAUGGGAAGAUCAUAAGCCUGAGCCAGUUGAGCGAAGAACCUCAGAUUCCACAUUCCAGCCAAACAGUCUUGGAUUUACAAAGUCAGAUCCCUGGGAAUCUGAGUUUGGACAGCCUGAAAUGGGCAGCAAAGACACCCAGGACCAGAAGAAAGAAAGCUUGCAAUAUCAGCACUCGCCUACAGUAAGGACACAUUUGACAGAUGCCUCUCCUCAAGGGACAAAUCACCUGAUAGAGGACUUUGCUGCUUUGUGGCAUUCAGGACACUCACCCACGACAAUGCCUGAACCCUGGGGAAAUCCCACAGAUGCUGGUGAAGCUGCAGUUACGAUGUCCUUCCCCACCUGGGGUACAUUUGAUAAAGAAGAUAAUGCUGACACAUUAAAAAAUACUUGGAAUCUUCAUCCCACCAACAAUGAGGCACCUUCUGUGCAGGACCCAAGUGAAUGGGCUAUGGCCCGAAGUGGGUUUUCAUUCCCUGCAGCAGACCUACUAGAUAAUCCCCUCAUUGAGGUAAAUAAAGAUGCAGCUCCAGAAAUCUGGGGCAAGAACAACAGCUCCAAGGAUAACAGUCUCACAUCUGGAAGUCCCAUUUCUGAUCUGGGUCAAACAUGGAAUAAUUCUAAGCUACCAGGAGGAGACCAGAAUGGCUUGGUAGAUCCUAAAGCCACAGGGAAAGUAUAUGACAAGGAAGGGUCCUGGAACCUCUUUGAGGAGAAUGUUAGGAAAAAAGGGGCUGAUGUCUUAGCUCCUUGGGAAGAUUCCUUCUUGUCCUAUAAAUGCUCUGAUUACAGUGCGUCCAACAUAGGAGAAGAUUCAGUCCCAUCUCCCUUAGACACCAACUACUCCACCUCCGACUCUUACACAUCACCAACAUAUGCUGGAGAGGAAAAAGAAAUGGAAAACAAGCCAAUUGCUAAAGAUAAUGGUUUUGAGGCAAAUGAUAACUUUCCUACAGGGGGAGUUGAGGUUCUUUCAACAUCACCACAGCAGUCUCAGAGAAAUCGAAUUGGUUCUGGUCCUGGGAACCUAGACAUGUGGGCAUUGCCUCACACAGAAGACAAGCCUGAAGGAAAUGACUCACAUCGCCCAGAUAAAGAUUCACUCAAGACAGAGCACACAGAAGAUAAAAAUGCUUCCAUGGAGGAUGAUGUGAGGGAAAGCAGCCUAUCCAGUUGUGACGACCCUAGCAUGAUGCAACUGUACAAUGAGGCAAACCAGCAGCUCGCCCUUCUACACAGCAAUACCAACUCACGCCAGACAGCCCCUGACAGCCUUGACACAUGGAACCGAGUGAUUCUGGAGGACACGCAGUCCACUGCAACGAUCUCGGACAUGGAUAAUGACUUGGAUUGGGAUGACUGCAGUGGGGGUGUGGCGAUCAGGGGUGAUGGUCAAGCAGAAGGUUACAUAGCUGCAAAUGGUGAACCUGAAACCCGGUUCUCGGUGAAGCAGCUGGAACCAUGGGGUACAGAACAUCAGGAAGCAAAUCAGGUAGACUGGGAUCUCUCUGCCUCUGCUGAGCCCACAGGGGAUACUGGUCUCAGUGAAUACCAGACCCUGAAUGAGAAAAGUGGGCAGUUAAUUGCAAACAGUAUUUGGGAUUCUGUCAUGGGAGAUAAAGAUAUGCCAUCAUUCAGAUUACCAAACCCACCAAAUACUGUAGAUAUGGAACAUGGCACUCGGCCUUCUGAAAAUCCCAGGCACUCAAUAAAUGGUAAGAAUGACCCCAUGUUAGAAACUUCUGGACUCAGUGAGUCAGGAGGACUUACAUCUCAUCCUGACAACCAGGACACAUGGGCAGACUCCCAAGGUGACACAGCAUCCUCAGUGACCAAGAUGGCAAGCCCAGAACACUUUGCACAGUCAGAUCCAUGGACAGGCCAUACUUAUGGACAGAGUGAAAGUGAUACGGAAGGCCUGAGAGCCUCUUAUUGUGAGCCUCUUGACAAGGAGACAGCGGUAGGCUCUGAAGUGAAUGGUGCCCCAUGGGUCUUUGGAAAAGAGCCCAGGGACCAGGAAUUCUCUUCUUCAGAUGCAUUUGAACACCAAGAAAUCUGCAGUGCAUCAGGCAAAAUCAACUCUCUUUCAGUCACCUCCAGUCCUCAGAGUGAGGAACCAGAGGAGACCUUAGAAGUUGAGAAGGGACCUUAUAUUCUAGACUCCCUUGCUGUGCAAACAGAGACAUCCACAAGUGAUUUGCAGACAAAAGAUACCCAUGAAGAAUCUCGUAUGGAUAAUAGAAAUUUAGGUGAAGCCAAUGCAACAUUGGAUAGGAUUAAUCUAAUGAAAAACAGGCCUUUAUCUGAAAUGGAACUUGAGAAAACUGAAGCCUGUAACCUUCUGAAGCCAGAAAGAGCAAAUGGAAAACUACUUUAUGAAUCUUCUCAAAACUUUAGGAUUUGGGAUGGCCCUAUGGACAGUGAUGUAUGGGAUAGUCAUCUAAGUUAUGAGACAGUUGUGAAUCCUACAGGUCAGAGCACUGAGGAAAGGUCUCUAGAAGCCCUUUCACCAGGAAACUAUGACAGAGACAGCCUCUCUAGUGAGUGUACUCAUUCAAGUGCAUCAAGUCCUGACCUAAAUGAUUCCUCAGUUGCCUUGUCCUCCUGGACCUAUGGACCCAGUGCUGAACAUCAGAACGAGAAUCAGGAUGAUAGGAACAAACAGAUUCACCAAGAAUCAGAACUAUUUACCACUGAAGCCCACAUAGGAGUCAUUACUGAAAUGAAAGACUUUGCAGAAAACAGGAAGGAUGGCUUUGGAAAGAUGUCUGAUCAGAAGGAUCCUCAAUUCCCAGAAAUUCCAAAUGAGCCCUUCAAUAGUGGUUCCUCAUCCUCUUCAUCCAGCCUUGGAACAGAUAAAUAUUCAGAAUAUUCUCAUGCAUAUCAGGAAGGAAAUUUAAUGACUAGACAUCAAGAGGAAAAUGAACUUGGGUUUCUGGAAAUUGUGGAGCCAGAGGCUACCAGGAUCAUAUCCACAAGCUCGGGUUCUGGCCAUAACAGUGGGGGUGAUGAAGAGUUGCUAGAGAAGGAGCUCCAUUUGGCCACAGUUGCCCAGAGUGAAUCUGGGGCUUGCAAUUCAUUGCAUGAACCUGAGUUCUUGGCCACAGAGCAUUCCGAGCCUGAGUUUUCUGUCUUUGUAGGUAGUUCAGAGUCAAUAGAGAAAGAAAACAAGUCAAGUCCAUUCAGUGACAGUCAACAAAGCAGCCCUGGUCAAUGGAUUUUGUCACCACUCAUGCAGGCUGUCACACAGGACACAUCUAAGGAGAAGGAGGCCAGAGCUCCAGAAACGGGGACCAUGGUGGAUACCAUGUGGCAUGGAUCUGCCAGCACUGAACCUAAGGAUGGGGACCCUGACAAAUUGGAAACGCUUGGCUUCUCAGCUGACAGCAGUGAGUGGUGGAACUCUGGGGCACAGGAAGGGAGAGCAAAUGCCAGUAUGCCCACAGAGGAGUUGUCUAACUCAGAGGGUGAGCUAGAGACUACUUCUCCAGUAUUCCAGAAUGCAGGUCCAUGGGGCUUACCCAUUCAAAAUGAUAGUGAACACAUGGACACAGGCAACACUAAUCCUUUCAAUGCUGAACUAAAGUCAUCCUUUCUAGAUAGUAAUGGUGACAAGGCACAGGAGAAACUUUGGAACAUUCAACCGAAGCAGCUGGAUUCAGAUGCCAAUCAAUUCAGUCAGCUUGUAAUCCUGGACCAAAUUAAGGACAACGAUUCUGGACGGCAAACAGCCACAUCUUCUGCUGCUGGUGAUCUUCCUGCAGAAACUCUCACCCAAGAGCAAUGCCAGGAAUCUAUGCUGUCUGUCUGGGACCAUGCAGAACCAGCAUUUGCUCACAGAGAUGAAAAUGGAUGUGUUAGCACUGGGGUUUCACCCACUGAGUGUCAACAAGAGAACCAGUGGGAACAAGAAAAAUCCUACCUCAGCUAUGUGCCAAGCACUCCCACAGAAAAUCUCCCUGAGAUCAAUGCUUCCACACAACUGAUAAGGAAGUUGGACUCUGAUUGGGAUAGCCCCAGCCCCAGUGAGCCCCAACAUAACUUUGUUCCAGAUAUUUUACAUGGCAACUUUGAAGAGAGUGGGCAGCUGGCCUCAGCUUCACCUGAUUUGUGGAUGGAUGUCAAGCAACCUUUCACUUUUAAAUCAGAUAGUGAAAAUCCUGAUAUAUUGACUCACUGUGACCAUGAAAGCAACUCUCAGGCAUCCAGCAGCCCUGACGUGUGUCAUGAUUCUGAAGGAAAGCAAGAGAUGGAGAAGCAUACUGGUGUUUACCUGGGACCUGAAGUGGAACCCAGUGAGUUUUAUCUCACCGAGCCAAACAUGAAUGAUGAACCAACUUGGGAACCCGAGCAGGAAUGUCUCUCACACAAUUUAGAACUCCGUUCUGAACAUGCAAUCCCCUUGCCUCCAAUUAACAGUCAGAACGAUAUAAACAACUCAUCUAAGCCUUCCUCUUCAAAAAGUUCCCCAGAACCGUCUGAUAUGCAUGGAGACAACAGUACGAGUAUAACAGCAUUGGAAGAAGGCGCCAACCCAGAGGUAGAAUCAGUCGACAGGACUAUCCCAGGCACCAGAAGUGAAGACCCUAACACUUUUGAAACUUACCAGGAGGUCAGUGCAGAAGUCAAUGGCUCUUGGGUGUCAAAAGAGCUUUGUCCUGAAAGUCAGACAGGCACUAGAGCUCUGCUUGACUGUGAGCAACCUUUGGCUUCUGAGAGCCCUGCUGUACUUACUGACAUCUUCCUAGCUUCAGACACCUGCCUGGAUGUAAGUGAAGCUGCCUUGGACCACAGUUUCAGUGAUGCCUCCGGCCUCAACACUUCCACAGGCACUAUAGAUGACAUGAGUAAGUUGACUCUAUCAGAAGGCCAUCCCGAAACACCAGUUGAUGGGGAUGCAGGGAAGCAAGAUAUCUGUUCAUCUGAAGCUUCCUGGGGUGAUUUUGAAUAUGAUGCAAUGGGUCAGAAUAUUGAUGAAGAGCUGUUGAGAGAGCCUGAACACUUCCUCUAUGGAGGUGAUCUUCCCUCAGAGGAAAGCUCGCUGAAGCAAUCACUGGCACCAUACACACCCCCCUUUGAUUUGUCCUAUCUCACGGAACCUACUGGAUGCGCUGAAUCUGCACAAGGAGCUGAGUCUCCUGAUGAUGCAUCUCUGGGAAGUGACGCAGCAGAGAUGUUGCUUUCUGCUCUUCCUGAUCAAAGGGAGGAAGACAGGGCCGAGACCAACUUCAGGAAACCUAGACACCAGAUUACUGUGUUGCAUAUUCAUGAAGACCCUGAGGCGCUCUCUUCACCUGUGGGAGGAACAGGUUCCAAUAAUGAAUCUUCUCCUUCAAACAUUGACUGGGAAAUAGAAACAGAUAAUUCAGAUUCACCAGCAGGUGGCGACAUGAAACCACCAAACGGCAAGGAGAUACUGGAGUUACAAGAUGAGAAAGUAAUUCCCAUGAAAGGGCCAGAGCAAACAAAAUUAGAAUACAACGAAGAAAAACAGGCAGAGAAAAGUGAAGACCAUCAGGUACUAGCUGUGGAUUACAUACUUGUAAGCCAUGAAAAAGAUUCAUCAUUGAAACCAGAAGCCAGGGAAGCAAGAGAAAACAUACCUGAAUUGGAACAAUUAUCCAUAGGUUCCAGAGAAAUAGGGCUACCAGAAACUCAGUUAGCAGGUACCCCAUACACAAGUCAGCCUGAGUCUUUAAAUGAUGUCAAGGUUCAUUCUGCAGAGAGAAUGUCUUCCAACCACAAGAGUGCAUCUCUUGAAAACCCUGCACAAGACCAGAGUUGGAUGGUCUUGAGCCACAGUGAGGUUGGUGACCCACCUGCAGAAACCAGGGACUUGGGGCCUGGGUCUCCUGGUAGAACUGCGGAGCCCUUCUUGAGUCUCAGCUUAGACAAGGGUCCCCAGUCCCAGGAUCUGGAAAGAAAUCAGCCUCUCGACUCUUUAGCACUAGAGGAAGUUGCUGAUUUGAGCAGCCAAUCAAGGAAGAGCAAGAGACAAGGUCAAGCUGGUCUAGAUGCAGUUCUAACCACCCACGACAAUGAAUGGGAAAUGCUUUCGCCACAGCUCUCCCAGAAAAACAGGAACCUUCCACAGGAAAUGGAAGAAGAGACACAGUUCCCUGAGCCUGGACCCAGAAAGCUAAGACCAAAAGGACCCCCGUCAGAGGAUGAAGGAAUGGAUAUCCCCUUCGAGGAGGGAGUGCUGAGUCCCAGUGCCGCAGACAUGAGGCCCGAACCUCCCAAUUCUCUGGAUCUCAAUGGCAGUCACCCUAGAAGGAUCAAGCUCACAGCCCCAAAUAUUAACCUCUCUCUGGAUCAAAGCGAAGGAUCUAUUCUCUCUGAUGAUAACCUAGACAGUCCAGAUGAGAUCGACAUCAAUGUGGAUGAGCUCGAUACCCCUGAUGAAGCAGACUCUUUUGAAUACACUGGCCAUGAAGAUCCCAUAGCCAACAAAAGCUCUGGUCAAGAGUCAGAGUCUAUUCCAGAAUAUACGGCUGAAGAGGAGCGAGAAGACAAUCGGCUGUGGAGGACGGUGGUAAUCGGAGAACAGGAGCAACGGAUUGACAUGAAGGUCAUUGAGCCCUACAGGAGAGUCAUUUCUCAUGGAGGAGACUCAGGAUACUAUGGGGACGGUCUGAAUGCCAUCAUUGUGUUUGCUGCCUGCUUUCUGCCAGACAGCAGCCGGGCGGAUUACCACUAUGUCAUGGAAAACCUUUUCCUAUAUGUAAUAAGUACCUUAGAGCUGAUGGUAGCUGAAGACUACAUGAUUGUGUACUUAAAUGGUGCAACCCCAAGGCGGAAGAUGCCAGGGCUCGGCUGGAUGAAGAAAUGCUACCAGAUGAUUGACAGACGGUUGCGCAAGAAUUUGAAGUCAUUCAUCAUUGUCCACCCAUCUUGGUUCAUCAGAACGAUCCUUGCGGUAACUCGGCCUUUUAUAAGCUCAAAAUUCAGCAGUAAAAUUAAAUAUGUAACUAGUUUAUCUGAGCUCAGUGGGCUGAUCCCCAUGGAUUGCAUCCACAUUCCAGAGAGCAUCAUCAAGUAAGUAUGAGGGCUUUGGAGCACUGGUGAGAAAGAACACAAAGUAUGAGGGCUUUGGAGCACUGGUGAGAAAGAACACAGAGGGGGAUGGGGGAACAGACCCUUCUAGAGUGAUGGGAAAUGGCACCUUAUCUCUAAAGGACACCUUAAGUAUUACGUAAUAAAUAAAGCUUUGGCUAUAAUGUAUGAAUUGCUAUUCUUUCAGAGGCUCUUUCACACAACUUGAUUAUUUACUUUUAUUUUUUUAUUUCAUAUAUUUGGUCAUUUUUUCCAACCAAGAUUAACUUGAUAUUUUUACCUUGAUAUUUGUUUCCACCCUGGAGACAUCGUUAGUAUUAACUAGAAUAUUUAUACUUGUUACACUAUACUUUACAUUAAGGUCUUCCCAUAAUUUGGAUUUUUCUUUUCCUUAACUAAUUUGUCUACAUGCCCCCAGAAAAUAGAUAAAAAGAAAAGACUAUUUUCUUCAAAUUCCUCCCCACCUUGUCCUAAGGGUUGCCUUUAGAGGGAUGAUUAGAUGGAGAGCCUUUGUUGAGGAGUGGGUGGGUGAUGAGAAAUAGUUUCCUUGCUUAGGACCAGGCAUGGCGGAAGCCUGAGGGUGGGCAACUCUCAUACUGUGAGUGUGAAGAUCAUGUCUGAAAGUAGUAAUAAAAGCUAACUAAUAGAUGUUAGAGAAUGGACAUUCCUAUCUGAUACACUGUUGCAAAGAACCAUUAAUUUUCUGUGGGUCUCGUCCUGCUUUUGUCUCUUGAUGUGACUCAUUAACUUGUUCUUGUUUCAUUGGGCUUGAAAGGGACUUGCUCACGGGCUCUAAGAAAAAAGACAAGUGUUCUGUAUCUCCCUCCAGAACACAGACAACAAAACAGACCUUUUGAUGAGGCCUCCUAAACAUCUCAGUAGCACACACAUAGAAGCUGGGGUCUUCUCAUUCACCAUUACCAUUUACCCUGGAACACAGAAGAGCUGUGUUUUAUAGCUCACUUAAAUUAAACCCCAUUUUACAGAUGCCAGGUAGGUAAGUUAGUAAGAAGUUACUUAUGGAAGUAGAAGAGGGACCAGGCAGGGAUGGGAGCAGAGUUCAAAUCCAAAUUAGCCUGUCACCAAAUGUCCACAUGCUUUUCUAGUAGGGUCUUCAUCUUUCUUCAAGUGUCAUCCUAAGCCCAAGAGCUCACAAAUAGAUGUAUUUGGUGUCCCUCCAUCAGCUAAUCAGGCCCUAACACUGGCUACUGAUAGACUUACUGGAGUCAGGUGACUCAGCUUAGCCAAGCAGUACUGAUUAGAUCCUAACCAGGGCUCCAGUCCUCAGGAGUUUUACCAAAGCCUCACACCAGUGCACUCCAGCUCUGGCCGGUGUGACAUAGGCUGCGCCCGCUCUCCCAGACCUACUCUUCCUUUAAAAAAUAGUGAUGAUAUAGAGUCAGGGGGCGUUCCUGGGGGCAAGGGAGGCUUCAGGUGAGCAGCUGCCGGUGGGAUGGCGCCAAGGGUCCCGGAAAAGUAAUAGCCAAAAGUUCCGACAGCCCAGUGACUUCUGGGUCCUUUAUCCCACAAACUCAAAGAAUGCAUUUCAUAGGAUAAGUUUUAGAAUGGAGUUUAGUUUAUAGACAAGAUACCAACAGAGUUCCUGUAUAGUAAAAGCAGGUCCCAAGGAAAGGGCACCAUCAAAUGUCCCUAUCUAGGGGUUAAUAUGUCUUUUCUAGAUUGAGACAUGGGACCAGAUUGGGAUUGUAGGGGAUCCCAUCAUGGUGCAGUUGUCCCAUGUACCACGUAUUUACGUGCCUCAGUUUCUGUCACAGCCUGAUAAUGUAAAAGAAAAAAAGAUAACAAGAAACCAGACCAGGACAAUAUACCCCAAACACACUUGCAUUUCUAGCCUCCAACCAGGGACAAAAGUCAGACCUUUUUGAGGAGCUGCCCCUAAAAGUGUCCAACAAGAUUCUGUCUCCUGUUCUCAUCAUUUUUGAGCACCUCCUGUACUACUGUACCUUUGCAAGAGAUAACAAGGACAUUCUCUCUUACUAAGGGAAUGAACAUUGGCCAUUUUGUAGAAAAGCAGCAGGGCUUCCAUGGUGAGUCAGACAAUGGGAUGAAAAGCGGGGAUGGGCUUCAGAGGCAUUUCCAUGUGAAUCCUCCCUCCCACUUCUCAAUGUCUGAGACUUCAGGCACCCUAUAAAAAUCCUCCCAGGUUUAAUGUUCACAUCUGUAAAAUGGGGAAGUAAUUCUCAGAGUGUGGAUGGGCCUGAGGAUUAAAUGAGACCAGUAAACUGAGAGCCACUAUGGGCUAUAACUAUGGGCUAUAAUAGAGUUGCUUUGGCGACUUACUGUACUGAGGGUCUGGGGGUCUGGGGAGGGGUUCAGUUGAGAAGCUAGACAUGGCCAGGCUCCUUCCAUGUACUCUCAAGGGGUGCAUUUUGGAAACGUUGCUUCAAGAGGAAGAAUUCCAUUUAGAAAGACUUGUUUUCUGAAGGAAGAACCUAGCACUGUGGGUCCUCCCUCUCCCUACGGCAUCUGUGUUUCCUCCUGACGUUAUCACACAUCUUGAGGUAUCUUUUCUGCCAUGUUCUUUACUAACCCCCCAUUGCUUCCUUCUUCACAUUGUGCAGUUUUUGAAUCAACACAGCCAGAACUAUUUCCAUUUAGUGAGUAACGUUCAAAGCAUCUGAUCCCAAGCAGUCCAGCCUGGCAUCAAUGGGAUGAAAUGAAGUUUAUAUUCAUUGGUGACAGUUGGCUGUUAUUAGCUAGGGAAUGGCUGUAGUCAAUAGAGUCAGUGUAGACACUCAGUGAACACUGGGCUAUUAUUCCUGAGAGAAAUCCUUUGAUUUCUGUGGCCCUGUCCGUCUCUGGUUGCAAUGUUUUCAUCACCCAUCAGUAUAUAACCUUGGCUCAUGUGUGUCUCUGUCUGAGAAAGCUUCUUAGUGUAUACACAUCCUGUGGAUUAAUGAGUAGCAACCCUUUAAUUGGCUAGGUGUGAUGGCAACUAUGUGUAAUCACGGCACUCAGGAGACUGGAACAGAAGGACCCCAAGCUUGAGGCCAGCCUGAGCUACACAGAAAGACCCUUUCCCCAAACAAUCAAAACAAACCAAAAUUUUGUACUUAAGGUCCCAGUACUACAACUUGUACCUAAAACAAUCUUAUGGGCCACACAUGUUCUCUGUGAGGUACACUGGCUUUCUUGUGCCUACAAACAGUAGGCAAUGUUGUAUAACAUGAUUGACUAUUUUAAAUAGCACAAUCACCAGCCAAAAGCACAAAAAUGUGGGAAACAUUUGGCAAAGAAACUGUAUGAGACAGGAAGGCACCACCUCAUCCUGCUGGACUUCUGCCGAUGAUGUGCACAUGGGACAAGAAUUUUUGUCUCCUUGUCUGUGUCCACAAAUGGCCAAAAGCACUGUCCAUUGACUUUGGAAAUUUCAGAUAUCUUGGUGAACAGGCAAAUUUGCAAAUAUGACAUCUAGAAAUAGUGAGAAGUGACUGUAUAUUUAUGAAUUGUAAAUGGACCAUUGUGCCUAACACAAAUAAGCUUUCUCUCCAUAGCCAGUCGUCGUCGAUGUCUGAGUAAGCGUUUUCUCUUGUGUUCUGACUGUUUAAAGCUUUUACUUGUCAUUUUCCCACUGUUCCUCGCUGUCCUC
This is a messenger RNA of Mastomys coucha (southern multimammate mouse), 12849 nucleotides long. RefSeq names its product prune homolog 2 with BCH domain (gene Prune2). Gene Ontology annotation, biological process: apoptotic process. The record is from RefSeq and is a predicted model, not a curated record. The coding region runs from base 139 to 9225 and encodes 3028 amino acids. Lineage: Eukaryota; Metazoa; Chordata; Mammalia; Rodentia; Muridae. Gene Ontology annotation, cellular component: cytoplasm. Gene Ontology annotation, molecular function: pyrophosphatase activity. The transcript has 18 exons.